AUGAGUACUCUCUCUGGUGACAGGAAGCCUCCAGUGGACUACGGCGUUCAGAUCCGCUUCAUCAAAGACCUCAACGAGACAGGCGGCACACCGGCAGAAAAGUCAAAAAUCAGCAACGCCACCUCACCCCAUCCCACCAAUAAAUACGGAGUAGCAGUGCGUGUUCAGGGGAUCUCCGGGCAACCCUACGUGGUGCUAAACGAUGGCGCCAAGGGCGACUCGUACGGCGUCCAAAUCAACUCCCCGGCCCCCAGCUCUGCUUCAUCUUCAUCACAGUACAAUAGCGCUCCCAAAAGCAACGGUACAGCUGAGUUUUCCACCUCUACCAAUGCUAGUGUGAGUAACGCACACUCACCUGAGGAAGAGGAGGGAGAAAUCUACCAGAGCCCUCUGAGAAGACCUCCUGGGGACGGUCAGGCGGGGAGUCAUGGGGAGGAAGAGUCUAGGAAUGCAGAACAACAAGUCAAAGCAGCUGCUAGUGAAGCACAGAAAAACCUGAAAUUGACUACUAAGGACAAGGAAGAGUACAAUGAAGCAGGCCUGAAACCAGUCAAGAUCAACGGUGCUGGACGCAGGGGGUACAACCACAACGGUUUCACAGGGUCCCCUUCAAAAUACACUGACAAGGAGGUUCCAAAAUCUCCUGCAGAUUCUUUGGCGUCGACUGACGAGAAGCCUAUUGACACAAACUCUCUCGCUCCGAUCAACAAACUCAUCAAUAAAUUUAAUAAUAGGACACCGGGUGGCACACCCCAAGCUCGGGGCCGGAGUGGUGCUCGGCAGCAGCUCAGGUUUGAAGAAAGAAAGCGAUCUAAGAGCCUGGAUGCCCGGAAGGAGUCUUCCACGCCAUCGCCAACGUUCAAUCCCUACGCUUUACCUCUAUCUUCAGAACUGUCGAAUCACGACCCCGUGCUGCGGGAAACUCGGCAGACAAGCUUAACAUCACAAGUGAGGUAUACUACCAAGGAGUUUCCGGUCAUAGCCAAAAAACCUGAGAUAACGCCGAGAACCCAAAAAUUUGGUGGUGGGGAGAAGGCUCAAGCCAAGCAAGCUAUUUACAAUACACCCAAAGAAGGCACCAGUGAGAAUGAAGCAUCCCUCGACCGCAAAACCAACCUUGUCUAUGAAACUACGAGCAGCUUGAAGGAUGGAAACCAGAAGGUGUUUAGCCUGGUGGAGCUUGAGGAACAAUUCGCUCUCUGCAAGAAACAACUACAACGAGCCCAUGAUGAGUUGGCUGAGGAGCGCAUUAGUCGAGAGAUGGCCGAGUCACGCCUGCGUCUACAAGAAGAUCACCUGGCCGAGCUCCAGGAAGAGCUUAGGAGAAUCUCGGAAACGUCGUCCAAUCCCGACUCGCUCAGGACGGACGUGGCAAGCCUGCAGGCGGAGCUGGCCGAGGCAACCGUGAGGCUCCAGCGUCAGGAUGAGAUGCUUCGGCAGCGCGAGCGCGAGCUGACAGCCCUGAAGGGGGCGCUCAAGGAAGAGGUGGAGUGUCACGACCGCGAGAUGGAGACGCUCAGGGAGCAGUAUGGGGUCGACAUGCGCAACCUCAGGAAGACCAUGGAGCAACUGACACAGUCACAGGAGCAGAUUGAAGAGGAGCGCGAGCGCGUCAACGCCUCGCUGGUGAGCCUGGAGGAGGAGCUGGACUGCUGCAGGGAUCAGGGAGAACAGUGGAAGUCGCAGCUGGAAGCCACAUCACAAGAACUCCAAGAAACUCAAGAAAAGCUGCUGAAGUGUCAAUUGGAGAAGGAGGAGUUUGAGAGCAAGUUGAAGGAAGUCCAAGACCCGUCACUUGAUGUGCACAGGCGACGCUCCCCCUCUUCGGCUGAGGAUCUUCAACGUUGCCAUGACGAUUUGCGGCAAGCUCGUCUGGUUGCGGAUCAGCACAAGGACGCCCUCCGCGAUAAGAGCGAGACCCUUGAAGCUCUCAGGAGAGAGAACGGCGAGCGCGAGGCCCGACUCUUGGCGCAGAUCGACGACAUGAACGCGCAAAAGGCUGAGCUGGAGAAGGCCCUCCACAAAGCUAAAGAGGCAUCAUCUUCCACUUCAAUGGAUCAUAGCACCAACCUGGAGCUCCAAGAAACAAACACCCGCCUCAGAGAGCGAAUUGCCCGCAUGAGGCUGCAGUCGAGCGCGACCAGAAACUCCGAAGCCGAGGAGGCGAUGGAGGCCCUUGAGGACGAGAACCGCUCCCUCAAGUCGCAGCUGGAGGAAGCCAAACGAAGCGGGUCUCGCCUAGGCAAAGAGAGGGACGAGCUGACCCGCCGCCUGGAGGAAAGGGACCUUGAACGGGAGGCCCUGCGGCGAGGCAAAGGUGACCUGGAGGAGCAGAAGAGGCUGCUGGACCGAGCGCUGGAAAAGAUGAACAAAGAGAUGGAGGUGGUAAUGGGCGACUCGCGUCAGUCCGUGGCCGCCCUGCAGUCGCAACUGGACGAGUACAGGGAGCGUUCUAGGAAGGACUUGCUGGAGGCCCAACGCAACAACAAGGACAGAAUGGCUGAGCUGCAGCGGGCUCAGAGCAAUCUUAAGACCCAACAGGACGAGGUGUCCCGGCUGAAGAAGGAGCUCCUCAGCUGCAGCGAGGAGCGAGACAGCGCUCAGCUGGAGCGAGACCUCCUCAGCAACCGCCUCAAGCACUUGGAGAGCGAGCUGGAGUCGCAGAAGGGAACGCAUACGGACCGCAACCGAGAGAUCAGGUCGCUAGAGGAUAAAAUAAAGACCCUUGAGAUCGAGUUGGACGAGGAAAGAAGUAGCUUGGAGCUUUUGAACGAUCGCAUCGCACGCAGUCGAGAUCAGGUGGACCAGCUUCGCUCCGAGUUGAUGCAAGAGCGCUCGGCUCGUCACGACCUAGAGAUGGACAAAAGUGCCAUCGAGAGACAGGUUAAGGAGCUGAAGUCGCGUGUGGCCGACAUGGAAGGACAGACCCGACCUUCUGCCGGCAUUGCCGUGCUGGAAAGCAAAAUUCAGGAACUGGAGGAAAGGCUGCGCAGUGAAGAACGAGAGAAGAGCAGCAUGCAAGCCUCUCAGAGACGAACAGAGAGGAAACUGAAGGAGGUCAACGCCACGCUAGACCAGGAGAGGAUCCAGCAUGUAGAACAGAAGGAUCAGCUGACCCUGCGCGUAAAGGCUCUGAAGCGGCAGGUGGACGAGAGCGAGGGGGAGGUGGAGCGUCUGGAGGGAGUGCGCAGGAAGGUCUUGAGAGAGCUGGAAGAGCAACAGGAACUCCAGGAGGCGCUACAAGCCAAAGUCACGGCCCUGGAAUCGGAAUUCAAACGAAAGUCGCAACAUUCCCAUCGCAGCACUUUGGCCACGUUGAGCUCCGAGGACGACGACGCUUUCUACGACGUGAACAUGGCCGCCAUCUUGAACGAGGGCCACAAUCAAGGCUCCAACUGUUAA
Nerophis lumbriciformis (worm pipefish) is the source of this 3402-nucleotide messenger RNA. The record is from RefSeq and is a predicted model, not a curated record. Lineage: Eukaryota; Metazoa; Chordata; Actinopteri; Syngnathiformes; Syngnathidae.